This is a messenger RNA of Hevea brasiliensis (rubber tree), 930 nucleotides long. Its product is annotated as zinc finger protein 3-like. Gene Ontology annotation, biological process: negative regulation of abscisic acid-activated signaling pathway. NCBI's taxonomy places the organism in Eukaryota, Viridiplantae, Streptophyta, Magnoliopsida, Malpighiales, Euphorbiaceae. The record is from RefSeq and is a predicted model, not a curated record. Bases 1 to 930 code for a protein of 309 amino acids. The transcript has a single exon.
AUGGAGCCAAUUCCUUCAGAACCACAACCCUGCCCCUCUGAUGCCUCUAGCAUAUCAGCUGCUUCGGAGGGAACUCAUCAUGAACUCGCACAGCAGGUCCAUGUUGGUGAUGUGAAUAUGCAGAAGAUGAAGAUGAAGAUGAAGGAGAAAUCUGAGCCUGCAGCUGCAGUAACGCAUGAAUCUAGUUCUCGUGUUUUGCUUGAUUUGAAGCUUUCUAGCGAUGAUUCGAUUCGUGGGUCAAAGCUUGAACUCAAUCUUUUCACGGCAAACAAUGAGUCUACUGAUGAAAACAUGCAUGCUGAGAAGAGAUCUGAUUAUAAUAAUAAUAGUAAUCAGUCUAAGGUUUUCUCAUGCAGCUUCUGCAAUAGAGAAUUCUCUACGUCCCAAGCUCUUGGUGGCCAUCAAAACGCACACAAGCAAGAACGUGCAAUAGCUAAGAGGCGUCAAGGCAUCGACUUGGAUGCUUUUGGGCACUAUCCUUAUAAUUAUUAUCCACAUUCAACCCUUGCAGCUCCUCUUCAACAUUCUUUAUAUGGAUCUCUCGGCAGAUCUCUUGGGGUAAGGAUGGAUUCCUUGAUUCAUAAGCCUUCUUCUUCUUAUCCAUGGAUGUCCUCCGGCGGAGCCUAUCGGUAUGGCCAUGGUGGGUGGUCGAGGCAGGGCUUGCUGAAUUCACAGCAACCCUCCAUUGAUAGGCUAAGGAUGGAGAGAUUGAAUAAUAGUGGUGGUGGAUUUGGAUUAUUUGCUUCUGGAUCUUCUUCUUCUUCAAGAAUUGAUGAAAAUAAAAAUAAUUCAAUUAUUAAUCUUGAUGCUUGUCCUUCAAAUAUUAAUGCAAUGACUACACCAUCUACCAUUGAUCAUCUCCAGCGAGCAGACCAUGCAACAAGUAAUCAAGUUGAUGCUUCAGGACUUGAUUUAUCACUUAAACUCUAA